AUGACAACACCCAGGAAUUCCAUGAGCGUGGCUUUCCCGGCAGAGCCUGCCAGAGGCCCUAUUUCUGUGCAUCCCUCCCAAAAGCUAGUUCCCAGGAAGAUGUCUCCCAUCGUGGGCCCCACACAGAGCUUCUUCUUGAGGGAAGCUAAGGCUUUGGGGGCCGUGCAGAUCAUGAAUGGACUUUUCCAUCUGGCCCUGGGCAGCCUGCUGCUGGUGCACAUGGAGGUGUACACCCCCAUCUGCAUGGCCCUCUGGUACCCGAUCUGGGGAGGCAUUAUGUAUAUCAUUUCUGGAUCGCUCCUGGUAGCUGCAGAGAAAAGUUCCAAAAUGAGUCUGAUCAAAGGAAAAAUGAUGAUGAACUCCCUCAGCCUCUUUGCUGCCAUUUCUGGAAUAAUUCUUUUGAUCAUGGAUAUAUUUAAUAUUACCAUUUCCCAUUUUUUUAAAAUGGAGAGUCUGCAUCUUAUUAAAGUUUCCACUCCAUAUCUUAACAUCUACAACUGUCAACAAGCUGACCCUGCCGAGGAAAACUCCCUGUCCACACAACACUGUUAUAGCAUGAGAUCUGUGUUCUUGAGCAUCUUCGCCGUCAUGCUGGUCUUCGUCUUCCUCCAGAAGCUCGUGACCGCCGGCACCGUUGAGACCGAGUGGAAGAAAAUGUGCUCCAGACCCAAAGCUAAUGUGAUUCUCCUGUCAGCUGAAGACAAAAAAGAACAGGUAGUUGAAAUGAAAGAAGAAAUGGUUGAGCUGACUGAAGUAUCUUCCCAGCCUCCGAAUGAAGAAGAGAUUGAGAUUAUGCCAAUCCAAGAAGAAGAAGAAGAAGAAACAGAAAUAAACUUCCCAGAACCUCCCCAAGAUGAGGCGCCCUUGCCAAUAGAAACUGAAAGUACCCCUUGA
Molecule: messenger RNA, 894 nt
Organism: Condylura cristata (star-nosed mole)
Lineage: Eukaryota; Metazoa; Chordata; Mammalia; Eulipotyphla; Talpidae
Gene: MS4A1
Product: membrane-spanning 4-domains, subfamily A, member 1
Exons: 6
Coding region: 1-894 (297 amino acids)
Biological process (GO): cell surface receptor signaling pathway
Cellular component (GO): plasma membrane; external side of plasma membrane
Source: RefSeq, a predicted model, not a curated record